Thyridium curvatum is the source of this 1368-nucleotide messenger RNA. RefSeq lists its product as uncharacterized. The transcript is spliced from 4 exons. NCBI's taxonomy places the organism in Eukaryota, Fungi, Ascomycota, Sordariomycetes, Thyridiales, Thyridiaceae. Bases 1 to 1368 code for a protein of 455 amino acids. The record is from RefSeq and is a predicted model, not a curated record.
AUGAAGGUCGGCAUUGCCGCCAUCUCCCUCUUCCUCGGGUGCUCCCUCGCGACCGCGCCGGCAUCCUCCGCACCCAAAGAGCCGCAGUACUGCUCCCUGCCGCCCCUGCGCCAACAGGCGGCCCUCCAGGAUGCGUGGACCGCGGAGCGCCUGGCCCUCGUGCCGGACCUCCUGGCCAAGCACGACGUCGACGCAUGGCUGAUCAGCCAGCGCGAGUACGCCGAGGAGACCGUCUUCUGGUCCCUGAAGCAGGCGGCGCAGUUCUCGGCCCGCCGGCGCACCCUCGCGCUCUUCCUCCGCGGCGGCGAGCGCUACGUCUGGGUCGACAACACGCCUGGCCUCUGGGCCCGCGUGCGCGAGGUCCUCGAGCGGCACGGCCCCGGGUCCAUCGCCGUCGACGCGGACGCGGACCUGUCGUGGAGCGGCGGCCUGCACGCCGGCGAGCUGGCGGCGCUGCGGGAGGGCCUGGGCGCCCGGUGGGCGGCGCGGUUCGUCGUCCGCCGGAUGCUCGCCGUCGAGUUCGUGGCGACCAUGGUGCCCGGCCGGCUGGGGUGGUACCGCUGCCUCAUGGGCGCGGCGUGGAGGCUGAUCGGCGAGGCCUUUAGCGAGAGGGUCGUCGUGCCGGGGGUGUCGACCACGGAGGACAUCGAGUGGUGGCUCCGCGAGGCGCUCCAGGCGCGCAACUACACCACCUGGUUCCAGCCGGGCGUCUCCGUCAUCGACGCCGACUGGGGCGUCGUAGACCAGCCAGCACCGCCCCCUCCCACCUGGAGGACGGCCAGCGGUUCCCCAGCAGCAGCAGCCGCCGCCCGCGUCAUCCAGCACGGCGACAUGCUGCACGUCGACUUUGGCGUCACGGCCAUGGGCCUCAACACGGACACGCAGCACCUGGCCUACGUGCUCCGCCCGGGCGAGACCGAGGCCGACGUGCCCGCGGGGCUGGCCGAGGGCCUGCGCAGGGGCAACCGGAUGCAGGACAUCGUGCGGUCCCGGAUGGAGGUCGGCGCCACGGGCAACGAGGUCCUCGCGCGGUCCCUGGCGCAGAUGGAGCGCGAGGGCAUCCGGGGCAUGGUGUACUCGCACGCCAUCGGGGACUGGGGCCACUCCGCCGGCACUACCAUCGGGAUGACCAACCUGCAGGGCGGAGUGCCCGUCAUCGGGGAGCUGCCGCUGCUGCGCGAUACCUACUACAGCGUGGAGCUCCUUGCGGAGCACUUUGUGCCCGAGUGGAACGCCACGAUCAAGUUCCCGCUGGAGGAGGACGUCUACUGGGACCGGGAGACGGAGAGCUGGGAGUGGGUGUAUGGCCGGCAGGAGAAGUUUCAUCUCAUCCGCACACCUGCGGAGGAGGAGAGUGACGAGCUAUGA